UACCUAGUGUAGUCCAUAUCUGCUGUAACGAAUUUUACCUCAACACAAAACGCUUAUUUGAUCAGUUGCGCCGAAGCAAAAUCUGUGUGCUCAGACAAACGUGGCUGUGUGUUGCUUACAACCGUGUAUGACGCCAGUAAAGAAUUGUCUAGGUUCAGUGCUGUUCUCGCGCUGUUACAGAAUAAACGAUGAAACUAUUUACCUGUUGGUUCAUCCUGGCUAUACUCGGUCGGGAUGUCUUGGGCGAUCCUAGGCCAGACUUUGGCAUCGAUGGGAACAUCGCUGGCAGUGUCCAAGCCGAAACGAUAGCAGGCGAAGCAGGCGUGUCCUUUGAUAUGAUCGAUUUUAAGACAAUCACGCUAAGUUCGAAUUACAUUGUACUGAAAAACCUGAAGGAUGAACUGACGGCUAUCGGUAACCACAUUGCCACCACGGGCCAAGAAUUGACUGAUAAGCUGGAAACGCUUGCACCUAGCAAAGGAAAUAGGCCGCAAGUGUACGACGAUAUCACUGAUGCCAUCGAUGCGCUCCGUACCCUACUCGAAACCGGGUUGGCCACACAAACGACAGCGAUAGAAGAGAUGGUUGGCGAAUACAUUACCGACAUGCUGACCGAUGCUUCGGACCAGAUGCUAGCAACUCUGACCAGGUUAAGUACACAGAUCGGGCUUAUCCAGGAAGCAGUGGACGAUGCGGAGACUGCGUACGGUUCCAGCACCAUACCGGAAACCUUCCUUCGCCGGUAUGUGUCACCAAAGAAGGUUUACGAACUGCUACGCGUCCUUCAUGAUCUGAAGUCCGACCUUCCGCUCGUGACAUACAUUAUAGAGCUGACGCUUGGACAUCUGAGUACGGCCGACGCUUAUCUGCUCGAAUUCAUGGACGGGGUCGACGUAAAGGUGUACGAUACGAUCAUGUACUACGAUACCUUGAAGCGGGAAGUGAUAGAAGAUAUGUAUGAAAUACCGAAUACGAUCAUGGCUCCGCUGGAGGAUUCCUAUGAACUGCAACUGGAUAAUAUAGCCUACAUUGAGGACAAUCUGGCAGCGAUGGAAUCGUACGAAGCAUACCUGCAACCCGUCCUAGAGGCGUACGAAAAUUUGCUGGGCAGCACGAAUCUUCUCACGAUACCCGGAAGGGUCGAAACGAUCUACACCGAUUACCUGACGAGUGUGGUAGCACUCGACGACUAUCUGGAUCAGUUCUACGACGAGAAGCUAUGCACCCCUAUUAGAGCUAUUUUGCAGGUUCUGAUCGCAUCGGGACCGUGGGCUGACUAUUGCUUUAGCAAGUACUCACCACGCCUGUUAGACUUGGUGUCGAUCAACUCCAACCGUUUCCUAAUGUGCUACCAGGUCGAGGCGGAUCGUUUGUCCGGACUCGCUGAAAUCGUCGAUCGGUUGGUCGUGCAGAUUGUGUACGACAUCGAAGAUUUGGCCAUGCAUCUAGUUGCUUGCUUUAACCGCUUGGAAGAUGGUUCGAACUGUAUCGCUUCGAUUGGACCUUACUAUUCCGAACUCAUAGAAAAUCUGGAGCUAAAGGUAGAUGAUGUGCUGCGGCUGCUGACUGUACAAACGACAGCAAGUGCCAAUCGUGCAGCGGCUUGUAUUGCUGCUGGUAAGUGUGGGUUCAUUGCGUCCACCGAGCUCUACGUGGAUGACAUCAGCCUGUGCGAGGAAAACGGACCAAAUGCGUAAAGGGCAAGAUGUGUCCAUUCAUAGCUGAAUAAAGAAUAUAAGUGGAACGUUCUUCUUCAAACCUUAUUACUAAAUAACAUGCUAACACUUGUAUAGAAAAGAACUAUCCCCGAAUGUUCAACAUGUGCAACCGAACAUACCGGUUGAGUUCAACAUUAUUAUCAGCUAAAAAAGGCAUGCGUAAAAUAGCUAGCAACGAAUGCUAGUGUAUAAGAUUAUUGCCUUUAACUUCUUAGAGAGUUAAAACAUGUCGGCGUUGCCUACAUGUCUGCGUUCUACGCAGCGUUCUUCGUUUCAGUAGCGAGAACAUUUUCCAAGAACUUCUGCACACGCUAACGAAUUUAAACAGCUGCAAGUCUAGCAUCAGUAUUGCUAUACGUUGCAAGAUUUUGUCUGGAGAGUCGUUUUCUGUUUCUAGGAAUUGUUAUUUCAUACAAUACUAAUACAUAAAUGUGGGGUACACCGCCGUAUGCCGAUUCUGCCAUCUACGAGUAUGACGAGUACGAGUACGAGAUGGGAUUUAAAUCUUUCCUAACACACCUUACAACAUACCUGUUGCAUAUUUAACUCAUUUUUAAUUCCCAUGCUUUUGUCGGCAGCUUAGAUAUGUUUGGCAAAUGAUCGUGCAGGAGAUUAGUAAAUCAUAGAACAGUAAACAAAGAGUUUCCUCUCUGACUUCCAGUUUAAUUCAUAUUUCAUCCCGUCAUUUGCACCCGCAGUCCUGUUUCAUUGCUUGUAUCCUUUCCUUUCUUUCGUUCUUAUCCCUAUAUAUUUCCUUCCCUGGUCUCUGGUUCGGGUUUAGCCCAGAAUUAUCAUUGAUUAAGUGUAUGCGCUUCGUUCUAUAGAGAUCACCGAGAAUUCUUCACAGUUAUCAGCCAUCUCCAACCAAACAACUCCAUAUCCUAACUUUUCCUCUUCCCUAUUUUUUUUUAUUCCUGUAGAACGGUCUAGCUGUAUUGAUCCUCUGCCCCAGUUAUUAAAAUUAGAAUGUUAAACCCAUUGUAGCAGACAAUUUGACAAUAACAAAUCAAAAACAUUAAUAUACAGCAGCCACUUCGACCAAAAGUAGUUGGCCUGAUUAGACGAUCGUCCUACUUAUCAAUAUUUCGUACGAUAUUUCCUAAGCGCUGCAUA
Molecule: messenger RNA, 2831 nt
Organism: Anopheles funestus (African malaria mosquito)
Lineage: Eukaryota; Metazoa; Arthropoda; Insecta; Diptera; Culicidae
Exons: 3
Coding region: 189-1697 (502 amino acids)
Source: RefSeq, a predicted model, not a curated record